Molecule: messenger RNA, 6196 nt
Organism: Aedes albopictus (Asian tiger mosquito)
Lineage: Eukaryota; Metazoa; Arthropoda; Insecta; Diptera; Culicidae
Product: midasin-like
Exons: 7
Coding region: 495-4961 (1488 amino acids)
Source: RefSeq, a predicted model, not a curated record
AGUUCCAAAAGUCAAAAAGUGACUCCUCUGCUUGUUCGGCUGCCGCUCUGCGAGCUGCAUUUUGUUUCGGCUCGCGUAGAAAAUAAAAUCGAAAUUGACGAAAUUAAAAGUGCAAACGUCGCGGGUCUAAUUGGUUCCGUUCGAUUCCGUCGUCUUCGCCGGGGUGUUUUCGGUUCUCGAGUGCUCGGAACAUUUUGCGGUGGUCGAUUUCGCUGGCGGUGUUCGCGAUUCGUGUGUGUUUUGCGGCUUUUGGUGACGGUUCCGAAGGGAGCUGUGGCUUGUCAUUUUUUCUUUCUCUGUUCCACAAGCGGUUGGAGGGCGAUUUUUUUCUGAGUUCGGUGGACGCCGGGGGCGGUUCUGUUGCACGCACCAAAAGUAGACGGGCAAGAAGUACAAGACGAUCUUCGCGCAGAGUGUUGCUGGUGGAGGUGGACGAGUGACGGGAAGCCAACGUAAGGUUUGAUUCUGUGCUGAGCUAAUCAAAAUCAAUAAAAAUGGACACCAAUAACGCAACGGAAGAUCCCGUCAAGGACAUCUCGCCGGAAGAUGAAGCGGUGGCAGAAGAGAAGAAGCCAGCUUCCGAAAAGAAAGAAGAGGUACCCGAAGAGACGGUAGAAGUAAAACCAGCGGAAACAGCUGGAGAUGAUACUGCUGCCAGCCCAGCUGCCAACAAAGCAGAAUCGGAAGAGUUGCCUCCCGAGGAGGCUUCCGAAGAGCGAACUGACGAGAGCUUGGAUGUCCAGGCAAAUCUGAAGACUGAUGAGCCCAGCACGAUGAAGGAAAAUGCCGACAGUGUCCCCGAGGCUCAGUCUGAAGUGACCGCUCUGGAUGAGUCGGAUGAAAAGUUUGAGGAUGCCGUGGAUUCUGAGGAAAAGCUUGAACCAGGGGAAAUCGCCCAACCCAGCAAAGAAGUUCCUCCGCAAGAAGCACCCUCCGAGCCGGCGUCGGCACCGUCCAGCACCGCUCUGCAAUCGUCCUCUUCCGAAAGUCUGAUCACCCUACGGGUAACGGAAUCCUACGAAAUCGAAGACUCGCCGGAAAAAUCCCCGGUCAAAAUGGUACCCAAUCCGGCGGCGAAAAUGCGCCCUGGACCGUCGUCCGCCGCCUUGCAACGGAUGCUCAUCAAAAGUCCGGAAAUUGUAACCGUAGAUUUGGACGAUGACGACGACGAUGAGGAUGAUGACGAAGCCGGAACGGCUGCGGCCGUUCGGGAUGAUUAUGACGAUGACGAGGAGGAGGACGAUGAUUAUGAAGAGGACGACGAAGAUGACUACUACGAGGAUCCGGAAAGUGACGAUCAGGACGUAAGUCGGGUGAUUCAGGGUGCGAUGGAUGCACUGGAAGAUCCAGAAUCCGCGGAGGAUGAGGAAGACAAGAUGGACGUCAGUUCCGAUGAGGAAGAUUACAGUGAAGACGAUGAUCAGCCAAGUGUGGUGGUUCCGAAGGGUAUGGUUAGUGAUAGUGGCAAUAGUGGCAAGCGAAAGCGUAGUGAUUACUCGGAAGAAGAGGAUAUCUACGAUUACGAUGAAGAUGAACCGGAAGAAGAUGCCGAUGAUGAUGACGAUGUGGCAGAAGUGGUAGCAGUAGAGGGGAAGCCUGGCGGGAAGAAGGCUCCCAGAGGUGCGGUUUCUAUGGGGCAAAUUAGUGUGGAAGAUGAAAGUGAUGAAGACAGGAGGGUGCAGCAGGUGAAGAAGAAGCCCCGUAAGAUCACAUACAAAUCGUACCGGCAGAAGCUGAUGGCCAAGAUCCGACGAAGGACCUAUAAAUUAUUAAACAAGCGCAGUAUGCACGUUAUGGAAGAGGGCAGCGAUGCGCUCGUCUGCUCCGAUGCCGCCACCAAGAUAGUCAGUCUCAAGUCGUCAGCCGUCAGUAGCGUGGGGGUGAAAACGGCUCCCGAGGAAGCUGUUAAGGAUCACAGAGUAUCCAAGGAAGAUCAAACGGCGGUGGUUACACCUGUCGAGCUAGUGCGGAAGGAUAGCGAAGAAGCCGUGGUGGUAGCAUCCGGUGAUGCUGCAAAGGUUGUAAGUGAGCACAAGAAGAACGAUGAAAACAAGGAAAACAUGACGGUGAAAGAUAACGCAAAGGAAGAAUCCCGUCAGGUGGAGGUAGAUCAGAAAGCUAAAGUGAAAAAGGAAGAAAAGGUCGAGAAAACCGACCAGGAAGAAGAAGAUGGAUUGACAGAGGAUAUCAUGGACAGUAUCGAUGAUAUUGUCGCGGAUGCAAAGAAGCAGAAUGGUUCCAAAGGUGAUUUCAACGAUGAGCUCACAUUCCAGAUGGAUGUUGAUGGAAGCGAAAAGGACGAUGAGGACAAUUACGAACAUGAAGAAGAUGAAGAUGAGGACGACGAGGAAGAAGGUGCCGUCGAUUUAUCAUCCUCAUAUGAUAGCAAUAAGAGCGAUCGCCAAACAGAUGAAUCAGAUGCAGUAGAAACGAUCGACAGUUCUCCUGAGAAAGACUCCAGCAUAGUUGGAAAGCCCUCAAGGAAGCCAGCAUCCCUUCAGCUGGACCAAAGUCCUUCAGAUAGCAGGAAGAGCAGUACCGAGAAGAUGGUUGUUGUUAAGAAGGAGGUCGAAGAUGAUUCUGAAGACAAUCAGGAAUCUACGAAGGAAUCAACUGCAGUUAGUGCAAAUAAGUCUAGUCCUAGUCGAAAAGAGAAGCAAUCAGAGAAACCGCGAGAACCGGAAGCUGUUUCUCGCAAACGUCGUCGUUCCGUAGACCCAGAUGAUAUGGAUGAUGCCGAAGAACCAUUAGUUCCUUCUAAAAAGCUUAAGCGGGAGUUGGAAUCUAACUACCCAACACAUGAUCGACUGCUGAAAGAGUACAUCGAAACCACUUCCAACCAUUCGGUGGACGACAUCCAGAAGCACACCGAUGCCCUCAUGGUCGAAAUUCAGACCCUAAACGAAAUGAUUCGUGCCAAAGAAAUCGAAUGGAACAAUAUGAUUCAUUUGAAGAAGGUGAAAGAAGAGAUCCUGCUGCGUCUCACGCGGAAGAAACAUGUCAUGGAUGUCAUGCAGACCAAGCUGGGAGAAGUGUCCGAGUACUCCCACUUCGAUUCGUCGAACCUCACCAACGUUCGAUCUGCCUCUGUGGGACCCCGGCCACCUACGCCUCCGCCGGAAGUUGAUAUCCGUCCCGCUUCCGUCACCCCUAUGCACAGCAGCACAUUAAACAAUAGCAAAACCGCUAACGUUUCCAUCAAUUCGAUCUCCGCCAGCCGGCAACUUCCCGGCAGCAAAGACAACAGCCUGUUUGCUCAGUUCAACCACAGCAACAGCUCUGUGACCAUGGUGCCAUUGUCAACGUCAUCCUCGUUGAUCACAUCCACAAACACAAUCCUGCAAUCUCGGGCUAACAUGAAGUCCUCCGAAGUGGCCAAGGAGAAACCAAAUGCCGCCCAAAUCCAGCGGCAGAUCCUUCCCAAGCCGGUGCUGUCCAACCACCAGCAGAUCCUGAACAACCUGGCCAUGUCCGCUGGGCUCACGGCCGCUGGCACCACCAGUUCCGGUGCCACAUCGAUCUCAACCUCUUCCACCACGGCCACCGUUGCCAGUGCCGCUAACCUUCUUGCCGGACUAUCCAACAACAUCCUUGCGGGUUUGUCCGCUCAAACCGCUGCUCUUCUUAACGGACAUCACCAUCCUUCCAAUCAUCUCACCCAAGCGCAAGCCAAUCAGCUGCAGGUCGGACGACAGGGCGUCAUCAAAGACGUCAAAAGUAUUAUCGCUGACUAUCGGCAGAAGCAUCCGGAGCAGGUACCCCGACGAGGCCGUCGCCUGAAGAAUAUCCCCAGCUCCGGUUACGAAGGCAUCACCAUCACCAACAAGAGCGGAUCGUCGCGAAUGCCCGAACUUGGAUUCCUACUGGGAGAGAACUCCCGUCCCUCUAGCAACGAUUCGUCCCAGAGCAAUUCCAACAACCAGCUGCCCAUGGCUGGUCCUCUUUCAACCCCACCCGCAGCCGGUUUUUCCAUCAACGAUGUCCUGGCGCAGUUUGCCAAAAUGAGCCAAACCGAUCGCAACUUGCUGUCGAAUCUGACGGCCGCAGCAGCCGCAGCCGCCGCCGCCGCCGCCGCUAGCAGCACAGCUACCGCAACCUCAUCCACUACUACCCAUUCUUCAUCUUCUUCCUACCAACAGCAGCAACAACAGUCCCAGCAAAACUCCGCUGCCUCCAAUCUGAGCAAAAAUUCAUACCCGGAAGUUACGCUUCACCCGGUGAUGAAUUCCAGCUCCGCCGCCGGUUCCAAUGCUGAAAUGAACCACAGCACCGGAAGCAAUUCCGGUUCUGGCCCCAACCAGUCCCAACAAUCCAACAACAACAGCACCAGCAAUGCCAACUCGACCAACUCGCUGCUGCACGGCAUUCUGACCAAGUCGUCUUCCCGGCCGAACGCGGCCGGUUUCACGUCGUUCUCGCCCACGUUGGCCCGGCUGCUGACCGCGCCGGAGCGGAUGAACUCGCAGGCCGCCACCGUGACGUCCGGGGCACUGGCAAACCUGCAGGCCAACACCGGCCUCAAUCUGUCCAAAUCGAACAGCGAAAUCACGAUCACCCCGGUGGUGGCCUCGAACCUCCAGCAGUCCCUGUUGGCCCACCAGCAACAGCUGCAGGAACAGCAGAAGCAGCUGCAGCGGUUGCGGGAGCAGCAUUUCAUGAGCAUGGACGACGAAGCCGAUGACAGCGUGGACCGCUUGGUCAUCGAUGAGGGUGACGAUCAUCACCAUCACGGAACGGCGAACAAUUCGCGCAACGAUGGCCAUCGCAAUGAAUCGGGUGUAGUUAUUACCACCCGCGGUGGUAACGGACCAGAGUUCCAUGAAAACGAAGUGCCAGAGUGUCAGGGCUGCAAGAAACGGGAGGCCCAAUUCGUGUGCGCCGGCUGUGGCAACCAGUGGUAUUGCAGUCGGGAAUGUCAGGUGAACGCCUGGGAUGACCAUUCGGAAGUGUGCACUGGUUAAAGAAGCACCGCCGCCAAGCAUCAGCGUACAGAGUUCCUGAUGACCAGGUAUUAUUACCUUAUUUUUUAUCUAAAAUGACCAUUGAAAUCAACUACCAAGAGACAUUCAACCAGCAAGCAAGCUAUAGCUAUCUAAAAGAAUAAAGUGCAGCAUCGUCAGUCAUACUGCACCGUCAGUUAUCAGUAUGAAUGAAACGACAAGUUCUUAGAGUUGUACCGAAAAAUUUCUUCUCUACCCUUUUAUAGUAUAACUCCCUUUCAAUCAACCCUUUCAAACACAAAUACCUUAACAAAUGAUUCAAAACCAAUAGGAAAGUUAGCAAACGUUUUAUUUCUCUAUUUUGAUAGGUUCCUCCGCACCUGGGGCCAAACCCCUGGCAUAGAUAUAAAAGCAAAUAAUUUAUCGACAAAAAAACAGGACAUCAAAAUUCACAGUUAGAGGAUAAGUUGCAUUUUAGAGUCAAAUAGGCAGACUAAGCUCUUUUGUAUCACUUCCAUAUCCCCCAUUUAGUUUGUUUCCUAGUUUUAUGGAAUCAUUUACUUUCGCUAGAAUCCUUGGUUGAACAAGUGAAACAUAGAUACACCUAUCUUUAGUGUUGUUUAGGAAAAUGCUAUUUAACAACCACACAAUCAUUUGGAUUCACCCCGACAGACAACGGAUAGUAACCAGCAGUGUAAGAUUCUAACAGCUAAAGAAUUAAAAAAAAAAGAUAUAAAAGUGAAGACGCCACCUGCCAGAGUGCGCUGCAUUCCCCCAAAAUGGCAAUACAGUUCACUAAUGGUAAAUUUAACACGUAACAUUUAAUCAAAUAUAUUUACUAUCACUAUAUUCAAAUACCAGAAAAUACACUCUGACUAAAGCGAAUUGCUAAUAAAAGAUAACAGAAAAUGAAAACGUUCUAGACUUACGCUGUGAGGGGAAACCCCACCAUGCAGAGCAAAAAAAGUAAGAUUACACCGGAAGCAUUGUAACUUAUCGAGCGGAUUUAGUACGUAUAAUUGUCACACUAGGUUUUUUUUUGGAGAAAGUGUAAGAUGCUUUAUUAAAGCAACAAGAAAAUAAAAAAAGCGAAUGUGAGUUGAAUACACAUGUCAAGUGAGAGCAAUUUGAUAAGAUAGCUAGGAGUAGUAGCAGUAGUUGGAUCAAGGAUCAGUAUGUAUGUUUGAUCGAAGAUGCAGCAGCACUUAGUAGGUGUUAACGGAAUAAAACACUGCAACAGAGAAAAUGAUUAGUAA